This is a messenger RNA of Phasianus colchicus (ring-necked pheasant), 1061 nucleotides long. NCBI's taxonomy places the organism in Eukaryota, Metazoa, Chordata, Aves, Galliformes, Phasianidae. The record is from RefSeq and is a predicted model, not a curated record.
CCCAGGCCCCGCCCGGUCCCGCCGCGCGGACGGGCUCGGCGCCGGACGCGAUGUCUGCGCUGGAGUGGUUCGCGCACAAGCCCUUGGGCGGCGGCAUCUUCUGGAUCCAGGAACGCUUCUACGAGUCGGGCAACCGGGCCAACAUCUGGCUGGUGCGGGGCUCGCAGCGCGACCUGGUGAUCGACGCGGGUCUGGGGCUGCGCAGCCUGCCCGACUACCUGCGGGCCGCGGGGCUGCUGGCGCCGCCGGACGGGGCCGGCCCGCGGCCGCUGCUGGCCGUGGCCACCCACGUCCACUUCGACCACUCCGGCGGGCUGCAGCACUUCGAGGAGGUGGCGGUGCACAGCGCCGAGGCGGCCGCGCUGCUCCGCGGCGACAACUACGAGGCCGUCACCUGGCUGUCGGACCGCGAGGUGGCGCGGCCGCCGCGGCCCGGCUGGAGAGCGCGGCAGUUCUGCGUCCCGCCCGUGCGGCCCAGCCGCCUCUUGCAGGAGGGUAAGCGCCGCGGGGCGCCGGCUCUUGUGGUUUGUGCCCUUCUUCCGGGGACGGUGGUGAGCAGCUCUGGUGGCGGGGACGGGGCCCGAGCGGGCGGCAUGGAGCCGCGUCAGGACAGGAGCAGGGGGCAGGGGAAAGGUGAGGGAAAGGGGCUGCAUGGGAGGGCGGUGGACAUGACCUCUGCAUGGCAGAUCAAGGAGCGUUUGGACACCGCUCUCAGACACGGGGUUUGGAUUUUGGGUUGGCAGAAACGUGCAGAAAUACCUUCUGCUCGCCCAGUUUGUGUGCCUGUAGGAGGAGGGCAUUUUUCCUAGAAUAACAGUCAGCGGUACGCUAGGAGCAAGGAUCUAGCAUCUCAAUACUGACUAAUCAAUGUCACACCUCAGUCAGUUCUGGCAUCUGCUAACCUAUGCUAUUUGUAAACUGCUGAGGCAUAACUGUAUAAAGAACGAAAUAGUUUAUUUAACUGUGUAUUGGAAAGCAUACAGGUUUUGUUUAACAGAAUCAUAGAGUCCUAGAAUGGCCUAGGUUGAAAAGGGCCACAAUUAUUAUUGAAUUUCAACCCC